Adelges cooleyi (spruce gall adelgid) is the source of this 1677-nucleotide messenger RNA. RefSeq lists its product as uncharacterized. The record is from RefSeq and is a predicted model, not a curated record. The coding region runs from base 132 to 1625 and encodes 497 amino acids. Lineage: Eukaryota; Metazoa; Arthropoda; Insecta; Hemiptera; Adelgidae. The transcript has 2 exons.
UAUCAUUUGAAAAUAUAAGCUCUGUACAAACAACGACGGUAGUUUUUAUGGAAAAUUAUUCGAUACGUCGCACUAGUACAUUUAAAGCCACAUCUGCAAGUUCGAGUUGAGCAGCUGUAAGAGGUGACAAAAUGGCCGUGUUGAAAUUGUGGUAUGUAUUGUUAUUUUUUCGUUUAAUGCAAUUUAUCUACGGGUCGUACGGUAACGAGGAGAAAGAAAUCGAAAAUUGCAAAAACUUGUUGUUAAACUUACAGCAUUUGGCUACCGGUUACAGCUACCAACCUAACCGAUACGAGCGUGAAAGUUUAAAGGAUCAGUCGCUCGGCCAAUUGCAAAAAAGUGUAGCCAACUUGUACGACGAACUGGAGUGUGGAUACUAUUACAGCGCUCAGUUGCAUUUGAAAUUGACGGGCUACGCUGUUUUCCGCAAAGACAAAACCAUUUACGAGCCGAAGGAACUUGAGGAUUUCACGUUCGAUCAAGAAGCGACCAUGAUGAUCUAUUCGUUGUUGGAUCCGAAACACGACGAGGUAAACGAUCUAUGGUUAAUUUAUAUAUACGCCCGUCUAAUAAAAGAAUUCUAUAGGCGUCUUAGGGCUGUAUUGCUUAUUGCGGUAAAUGCUAACGUGUAUAAGAAAAACAAACGUUUGCAUUAUUUCGUGCUGAACGUAAUAAACAAACGCGUCAAACGGUGUAAAUUGGACAACUCUUUCAAUAUAAAAUCCGAAAAAUGUGAGCACCGUUCAUUUGUACACGAACUACUGGAAAAGAAACAAUUCUGUUGUUCGCUUGUAAAAAAAGAUACAACAAAAACUCUCGUUGAAAACUGUGACGCCGUGAUGAAUGCAAUAAAAAGGAACAAACAAUUACUACAUGAAAACUUCAAGGAAAACCGGGAUAAGAAACUAUUGGAGUUCUCGAUGACCGAAACGAUUUCGUACGAGUUGUUGCUCUUUAAAGACGAGAGAAUAUGCAAAAUGUUUUUUGGCGAAUUUUUGGCAGCAAAUCCCCAUCCUGUCGAUUUAAGUUUUCCAGUUAAAUUGUCGGAUAUUAGAUCCCUCGGAAAGUACCAGCGUCGGGUAAUUGGCACGUUGAAAAUAAUAAUGCUGCAAAUAACAUUGUCGUUUAUAGAUUAUGUUAUCAAUUCCUUAGAUUCUUUAGAAGCAUACAAAAAGUUUAAAGAUGACUCUUUAGAAGCAUGCUUUAAUUUCAAAUAUACUAUCUUAGGCGAGUUUAAAGACUUAAUGGUGUUAAACCACGACCUGACAUUCAACGAAAUCUCUGAAUCAUUCCAAUUCAUUUUUGAGCAUAAGAGCAAUAGUGAUGAACACGCUGAUCCUAAUAUUACAGAUUAUCAAGGUUCCUUGUCACAUAUGAAGAGAAAAAUUACAAGGCUCAUUAAGUAUAUUACUAGAAAAAAUAAAUUACCCAAUAUCAGAGUGACGGUGACCGAUAGUGAGCAGUGCAAAACCUUAAGUGACGUUCACAAUGUAGGCAUAAGAUUUGUUGAGAAAAUUAAAAGCCAUAUUGGAAAACAUUCAAUCAGGUUGGUGCAAUCGUUUUUGAAAAUGAUCGACGAAAAGAAUCUACCGCGUUCCAAGAAGGAACGUUCUUAUGAAGUAUAAUAUAUAUUAUAUAAUCGUAUUACAAUAAGGGAUUUUUUAAUUUUUAUUCAUA